This is a messenger RNA of Triticum turgidum subsp. durum (durum wheat), 753 nucleotides long. Lineage: Eukaryota; Viridiplantae; Streptophyta; Magnoliopsida; Poales; Poaceae. The record is from the annotation of a GenBank genome assembly.
AUGCUGCCGUGCGCGCGGUCGGUGCUGCGGAGGAGGGGGCUGGCCCUCCUGCGCGGGUUCGCCGAGGGCGAGUGCGGCAGGGGGGAGGCGCUCGCCAAUGCCAGGUGCGCGACCACGCUGGCCGGGCUAGGCGGCAGCCGCGGCAGGGUCGGCCGCUGGGCCGAUCCGCCGGCGCGCGGCGAGCCGCGCCGGUUGGGCGCGGGCUGGCCCGCGGGCGCGCAGACGAGGAGCUUCCUCGGGUGCGGCGACGGGGAGGAGGGGAGUGUCCUCUCCAAGGUCUACGAGGAGAGGCGCGUGAUGGGGUACUCGCCGGAGCAGAUGUAUGCCGUCGUCGCGGCUGUGGACCUCUACGAGGAUUUUGUGCCCUGGUGCCAGCGGUCCAGGGUUAUUAGACGGUAUGACAACGGCUCGUUUGAUGCCGAGCUCGAAAUUGGAUUCAAGUUCUUUGUUGAAAGCUAUGUCUCUCAUGUGGAGAUGGAGAAGCCCAAGUAUAUCAAGACGACAGCGUCUCAAAGUGGACUUUUCGAUCAUUUGAUAAACGUUUGGGAAUUCAAGCCUGGUCCUGUUCCUGGAACAUGUGACCUUUACUUCUUAGUGGAUUUUAAGUUUCAGUCACCACUAUAUCGGCAGGUUGCUUCCAUGUUCUUCAAGGAAGUUGUUUCCAAGCUGGUAGGCUCAUUUAGCGAUCGAUGUUUUAGAAUUUAUGGACCUGCCGUUCCUGUGCUGGAAAAGUCUUACAGGCAUGGAAGAUAA